UUACGAGGUCAAAAACUUGGUCUGUAUAAAAAGCAUCGAAAACCCUUCAUCCUCACUCCACUUGUCUUCGACAGAGUAUUGAAGAUGGCAAAGUUAGCAGUGUUUUUCUUCGCAGCUUUGGCUUUCCAAGCCGCAUUCGCAACUCUUCCCGAGUUCUACGGUGAGGGAAAACUCGUCAACUAUUUGGACGAAAUCCGCACCGAAGUUAGAGAUUUAACCCUCGUCCUCGAAAAGGACUUCCCCAACCACGAAUAUGCUAUCAAGACUGUCACCUGGCAAUCCCGCAAAUUCGUUGAAGUUGUUGAAGUGAUCCUCAACAAACUCCGCGAAGAGACUUUCACCAUCCGCGAAGAUGUCUUCCAGCACGUCAUCUACGUCUUGGAACAAGUACGUGACUCUCUCAGAGAAAUCACCCACUUCCACGACAUCACCAAGGUUCACGAACUUAAGAUCAACUUCGUCCGCUGCAUCAACGUAGUAUACGAACACAUCGAAAAGUUGGUCCACCUUACCUACACUUCCUACCCCGAAUUCCGUUACACCUUGAAGUACGUCCUCGUCGACUUCAUCAACGUUCUCCACGGAAUCCGCUCCCACUUCUUGCACAUCAACCGCGACUUUGAAGUCGUAGAAACCCCACGUGUUUUGAUCAAGGAAAUCCACGAAUACACCCGUGAAUUCACCGAAAUCCUUAAGGAAUUCACCCACCCAGCCCAAAUCAAGGUUGCUCUCCGUGAAUACCUCAUGUACGUCAACGAAAUCGUCCGCAAAUUGCAAGAAAAGACCAUCUUGGGACACAAGGAACUCGAUCUCGUCUUGAACCACCUCACCAACAAACUCCGCGAAAUCGUCUUCCCCCUUAUGGAAAUCAUGACCGAAAACACUGUUGACAUGAAAGUCUUCAGAACCAAGAUCGUCACCCACUUGUACGAAAUUGUCUCCAUCUUCGAACAAUUGGUACAGCUCUGCGAAGACAAAGUUUUGCCCGUAGAAAUCAGAACUCUCGUCACCAGAAUCGUCUACAACUACUUCCACGCCAUCAAGAACGCCAUCCACGAAACCAGAUUCGGUUACAAAAUCGGUUUCUACACCCCCAAGUACUACAACAACGAAUACUAUGGCAAGCACGGAUACGGACUCUACGAAAAGGAAUUCCAUAACCGUUUCUACACCCCAUACAACUAUGAAAACAAAUAUUACGGAAACAUCGAAGAGAACUUGUACACCCCAUACAAAUACGAAUCUCUUUUCCCAAUCCGCAAAUUCGAAGUAGAACCUUUCUACGGCAAGACUUUGGAAUCCAACAAGUACUUCGGUGGAAUGAGAUACGAAUCCCCCAAGGAUUUAGUAUUGACCGUCCAAAUGCUCGUCAAGCGCAUCUUCGAACGUUUCGAACGCAACACCUGGGAAGUUACCGAUGUCAAGACCGUCCUCUUCCACAACAUCCGUGAAUUCAUCACCGUCCUUGACUACAUCUUGGAGAAAUUCGAGACCAAAAUGACCUUCGGAAACACCCUCUACACCGAGAAGUACGUCGAAGAAUUCAUCUACAGAAUCAAGGAAAUCAGAAGAGAACUCAGAGAAAUCAUCAGCACCGAACUCCUCACCAACUUGCCCGAACUCAAGAUCCGCUUCCUUCGCUGCAUUGAAGUUCUUGCCGCUGAAUGGUGCAAAUUGAUCGAGAAAUACGAAGUUCAAGACAUGGAACGUUUCUUGAUCAAGAACAUCUUCAACAGAUUCAUCACCUUCUUGAACAAAAUCGCCUACGAACGCACCUACAACUCCUUCAACUACCCACUCAAGGAUGUCACCGGAUACUACUCCAAGUACUACAAGGACAACACCUUCGUCCCCUACAUCUUCACCCACCAGUUGAGAUACUAGAGCAGUACAACGGAUGCGUUAUGUGAAUUGUUUGUUGCAGUUCUAAUUAAAGUUUUUGAUUUUCAAAGC
Messenger RNA from Photinus pyralis (common eastern firefly), 1953 nucleotides. RefSeq lists its product as uncharacterized. Lineage: Eukaryota; Metazoa; Arthropoda; Insecta; Coleoptera; Lampyridae. The transcript has 5 exons. The record is from RefSeq and is a predicted model, not a curated record. The coding region runs from base 85 to 1884 and encodes 599 amino acids.